UGUGUAAGCAGUGUCUGACCGAUCGUGGCCUCUAGAAUAAAAACGACAACAGAUGGCGUCAUAUUCGUGCGUCGAGUGACAUAAAAAAAAGUGCGCGCUUCCAAAUACUGCAUCCAGGAGAGAUUUUAAUCUGACUGGAACAUGGCGCUGUUUCCGAACUCACUGACCGAGGAGGAGGAAACGCUGCAGAAGAAAUACGCCAAAUUAAAGAAAAAGAAAAAAGCCCUGCAGGUGCUUAAGAAGCAGAGCUCCAGCAAUCAGACGAGUCAGGCUGGACUGAAACGCACCUUGUCAGAUCAGCCGGUGGUGGACACAGCGACGGCCACAGAGCAAGCCAAGAUGCUCAUCAAAUCCGGAGCCAUUAGUGCCAUCAAGUCAGAAAACAAGAACUCAGGGUUCAAGAGAUCGCGAACACUUGAGGGAAAACUCAAGGAUCCUGAGAAAGGUCCAGUUCUAGCAUUCCUGCCGUUUCAGAGAAGCGUCUCAACAGACGAGGAGCUUUCUGAGUCGGCCAAAAGAACCCACAGAAAGGCUCUGUAUGAGAGCUUCGUCGGCCCGCAAGACCGCUCGCGUGAGGACGAGGACGGUGAAGGAACAUCCAGCCGGGAGUUCGAGCGCGACCGGGACAGAGAACUGGAAAGAGAGCGUGAACGAGACAGGGACAGAGACCGAGAUCGUGGUCGAGACAGAGACCGAGAGCGAGACAGAGAGAGGAACAGAGACAGGAGCCGAGAACGAGACCGAGACAGAGAGCGGGACAGGGAAAGAGACCGAGAGCGUGAACGAGACCGAGAGCGAGACAGAGACGGACCCUUCAGACGUACGGACUCGUACCCGGAGCGGCGAGGCAUGCGGAAGGGAAACACGGUGUACGUGUACGGUGCAGGCAUGGUGGAGGAGAGCCUGCGUGCAGCUUUCUCUCAGCAUGGCACCAUCAUCGACCUGUCCAUGGACUCACCACGCAACUGCGCCUUCGUCACUUUUGAGAAGAUGGAGUCGGCCGAUCAGGCUGUAGUAGAGCUGAAUAACACCACAGUGGGUGACGUCACCAUCAAAGUCAGCAUCGCUAGGAAGCAGCCCAUGCUGGAUGCAGCUACGGGGAAAUCCGUCUGGGGUUCUCUGGCUGUGCAUAACAGCGCCAAGGGUUCGUACAGGGACAAGAGGAAUCAAGUCGUCUACGGUGAAGAUUUCAUCUGAGCAUCUCUCUCUCACACACACACAGUACUUUUUUUUAAUGCUGAUCCCGAUGUUUUGUUUUCCUUCCUGCGAAAGAUUUAUAAUAUUAGUUUAAAAUCCUUCACAGUGUGUAGAGGAUGUAUUUAUAGUGCAUACAGUAAUCCGCUUCGGCUGUCAAUAAAGUUUGAACACGACUCUCACUGCA
Molecule: messenger RNA, 1381 nt
Organism: Hemibagrus wyckioides
Lineage: Eukaryota; Metazoa; Chordata; Actinopteri; Siluriformes; Bagridae
Gene: nelfe
Product: negative elongation factor complex member E
Exons: 11
Coding region: 142-1197 (351 amino acids)
Biological process (GO): negative regulation of transcription elongation by RNA polymerase II
Cellular component (GO): NELF complex
Molecular function (GO): RNA binding
Source: RefSeq, a predicted model, not a curated record